AUGUUAAUGAAGGAAUACAGGAUAUGCAUGCCCCUCACUGUGGAGGAGUAUCGGAUCGGGCAGCUGUACAUGAUCAGUAAACACAGCCACGAGCAAAGCGACCGCGGGGAAGGCGUGGAGGUGGUCCAGAACGAACCCUUCGAGGAUCCCACUCAUGGCCAAGGACAGUUCACAGAGAAGCGAGUCUACCUCAACAGUAAAUUGCCCAGCUGGGCUCGUGCAGUGGUUCCAAAAAUCUUCUAUGUCACAGAGAAAGCAUGGAACUACUACCCUUACACCAUAACAGAAUACACUUGCUCAUUCCUGCCCAAGUUCUCCAUUCACAUAGAGACAAAAUACGAAGACAACAAAGGAUCGAAUGACAAUAUCUUUGACACUGAGCUGAAGGACCAGGAGAGGGAGGUGUGCUUUGUUGACAUCGCCUACGACGAAAUCCCAGAACGCUACUAUAAAGACUCUGAGGACUUGAGAUAUUUCAAGUCGGAGAAGACCUCACGGGGAGUUCUGCAGGAAGGCUGGAGGGACACGCAGGAGCCCAUCAUGUGCUCCUAUAAACUGGUCACAGUGAAGUUUGAGGUGUGGGGUCUGCAGACACGAGUGGAGCAGUUUGUUCACAAGGUGGUUCGGGAUGUGCUGCUGCUGGGACACAGACAGGCCUUCGCCUGGGUGGAUGAAUGGAUCGAUAUGACUUUGGAUGACGUUCGGGAUUACGAGAGACAAAUGCAUGAGAAAACCAACAUUAAAGUUUGCCAUGAGCAGCAAGAGCACUCUGCAACAAAACCAUCUUCACUGGAUGACAUAGAGAUCCAUGACCGAGCAAGUACAUGACAAUGGAUGAGGUGAGAGAGUUUGAGCGCACCAUCCAGGAGGCCACCAAUCAGAAGAUUGGGAUGUUUCCCCCGUCAAUCUCCAUAAGCGAGACAACCCUUUCCUCCUGUGCACUCACCGGCCCCGCCAGCGCCCCCUCCACUCCCAUGUGCACUGAUGCUCCCGAGUCCCUCUCCGUUCCCAAGGACCGACCCCGCAAAAAGUCCGCUCCGGAAACCCUGACCCUUCCCGACCCCACUGCAAGUGAAGCUCCCCAGGGCUCUCCCUCAAACCCAACACCCACAUCGAACCACCUCCCAACAUCCACACCGCCUUCCAACUCUGAUCUCGCUGAAAUUGGCGAGCAGUAGGACAGUGGAAUGUCUUCCCCCUCGUUCUCCCCCUAUACCCCCCUUUACCUGUUGUCUUAUGAGCCCAAUGUUGGUCUAACGUAGGCUCCAAAUACCAGUGCCCUGACAUUCAACUUCUUCAGCCAUAUCCAAUGAUUUACCAUAACUCUUGACCACCACAAUCACUUUAGAAGUAUUCCACCACGGCAGCUGCUAGCUCAGCCACUUUGCUGACCGUGAGCCUGGCCAGCCACAGGUCACGCCCUUUUUACUCAGAAGUGCAUGCUGUUUAUUAAAAGCUACCAUCAUUUUCUUCGAGUGUCAGUUCUUUAUGUGAAUAAGUGGGAUUCUCAUUGCUUCCAUAAGUUGUCCUUUCUCCAAUCAGAUGAGCUGGCCAUGAACUAAUGGAUUGCGAUGUAGUUGCCUUGACACCUAAAAGCCAAGAUAUUGUUAAUUUCUCAUCUGAAAACUGGCUCUUUGUGUUAGCUUAGACAUUAGCUCAAUGAGGCAGACUGGAUCAGCUCAGUAGAAGUAACAUGUUAGAAAUGAUAGGCAUUGGCAAACGAUCAUAAACAAGUCCACUUAACCAUUUCCCGAGCCAACCAAACUGGCCUGUGGAUCAGAAUGUUUCCACCUUUUCAUCCCAAACUCAAACUGAGAGAUGCAAGAUUAGUACAAUCAUUGCUAGAAUACACCUCAGGUUUCCCUGACACUUUACUGGCUCACACUCCAAAGGCAGGGAGGUUACUGUACCAUUUUCUGCCUGCUAAUUGCCAAACAUAGGAAUUUUCUACUUCCACGGGCAGAGUAAAACCACAACUGUUGUAUGUCUGCUUAUACUAAUCUACUUAACCCUGGGAAUGUUUACACAUCAUUUACACAUUUCUGAGUUUAGCUGUCAUUGCAUCUGCGUUUGCAGAUCUAACAGGAUAGUUAGAUAACAGCGACAAAUCUCACUGAAGCUGACUGAGGUCCGAGCAACAAAUGUUCUCCUUGAUAACAAAGUCGAAAGUUGCCUAAAAUGUAUGCUGGACAUGCAUAUGAUAUAAAUGUGAUCCAUUGAGCAAAUCA
Menidia menidia (Atlantic silverside) is the source of this 2228-nucleotide messenger RNA. Lineage: Eukaryota; Metazoa; Chordata; Actinopteri; Atheriniformes; Atherinopsidae. The record is from the annotation of a GenBank genome assembly.